Molecule: messenger RNA, 2205 nt
Organism: Cyclopterus lumpus (lumpfish)
Lineage: Eukaryota; Metazoa; Chordata; Actinopteri; Perciformes; Cyclopteridae
Gene: trim35-12
Product: tripartite motif containing 35-12
Exons: 6
Coding region: 556-2133 (525 amino acids)
Biological process (GO): protein ubiquitination
Molecular function (GO): zinc ion binding; ubiquitin-protein transferase activity; protein binding
Source: RefSeq, a predicted model, not a curated record
UUCUUCCAACCUGUGUCCUCCUGAAAUAUAUAUGACAUUUAACUAGGGAUGACUUGGAGUGUCAGCAGGUCGUUAGAGGGAAUGUAAUAAGACACACCUUUUAGUAAACGUGAUGAUGCGGGCCCAGCACUGUGGGGUCACCUCCAGGCCGCUGUCCCAGUUCAACACUAAAUGCUUUAAAGCUGUAUGCUUAGAUUAUAAAUGUAGUUUUGAGUUCUGUUUACUUUCUAAAAUCACAACCAUCAUAACGUCACACAAAUUGAGCACCUUCAGUAAACAUUAUGGUUUUCUGUGAAGGAAAAGCCUUUUUGACUCAGAGCCCUGCUGUGGCUGAACGAUGAUGGGGUGGUUACGUGUCCUUUGUUUACUACAAGUGAAGUAAACCUGUUCCUCAAGUCCCUGUUGAUCUAUAACUGUGGUUGCUCAUAAACAGUGUCCGGACCACUCUGUGAACGCUGCAUUCAGAGAGGAGCUCUUCUUCCUCGCUGCAAAAAAAACAACCAAGUGCAGCUAUAAAAAAACAAAAAACAGCCUUCCUGCCAACAGGAACCGGCCAUGGCGUUGCGCCCACGUGCGUCCUCUCAGCCUGGAAUACUUUCCUUCUUCCAGAGCCCCAAGGUGGCUUCAGCCCUUCGACCGCGGGCCAUGUCCUCCCGCACAGGGAGGACAGGCUCCAUGCUGGAGGAGGAUCUGUCUUGCCCCGUCUGCUGUGAGAUCUUCAAGGACCCCGUGGUGCUCAAGUGCAGCCACAGCUUCUGCCGAGCGUGUCUGCAGAAGUUCUGGAACAAGAAGAAGGCCCGACGCGAGUGUCCCAUCUGCAGGAGGAAGUGCUCGCUGACGGAGCCCACAGUCAGCCUGGCUCUGAAGAACGUGGCCGACACCUUCCUGAGGGAGCAGGAUCGCAGGACGCCUGCAGCCGGAACGGGGGACGGAGACCACGGGACAGGGGAAGGGCUGGUGGAGGAGAAGUGCGUCGCACACGGAGAAGUUCUCAAGCUCUUCUGUCUGGACGACUUUGAAGCCCUCUGCUGCGUGUGUCACACCUCCAAGAAGCAUCAAGGACACCGAGUGUGUCCUUUAGAGGAGGGAGCGCAGGACUUUAAGGCCGAGCUGAAGAAAGAUCUGGUUCCUCUGAAGAAACACCUGCGUUGCCUGUAUGAGGCCAAGCAGGAGUGUGAUGACACAACUGUGCACAUCAAGAGCCAGACUCAGGCCACGGAAAAGCAGAUCCAACAGGACUUUGAGCAUCUGCGGGAGUUUCUGCAGGCGGAAGAGAGGGCUCGACUGGCUGCCCUGCAGCAGGAGGACGAGGAGAAGAACGAGCUGGUGAGGAAGAAGUCGGAGAACAUCACCAGAGGUAUCCUCACCUUCUCGCACGCCGUCAUCGCCAUUGAGAAUGAGAUUUCUUCCAGUGACGCGCUCUUCCUUAAGAAUUAUACCAACACAAAGAAAAGAGCGCAGAUCGCACAGAAUGAGCCAGAAAAAGUGUCGGGCGCUCUUAUAAAUGUGGCCAAGCAUGUCAGUUCCCUGAAGUACCACGUGUGGGAGAAGAUGGCGGAGCUGGUUCAGUUCACACCCAUCAGCCUGGACCCCAACACUGCCUACCCCUGGUUGUGCUUCUCUCCGGACCUGACCUGCGUCUCAAACAGCGGAUGCCUCCAGAAGCUCCCGGACAAUCCCGAACGUUUCGGCCACUUUGUGUUCCUGCUCGGCUCGGAGGGUUUCACUUCGGGCCGCCACGCCUGGGAGGUGGAGGUGGGCGACAAGGCGGACUGGAUGCUCGGCGUGGUCAAGGAAUCCAUCGACAGGAAAGGCCGCAUUUCUGGGUGUCCUGAGGGCGGGUUUUGGAUGAUCUCGCAAUACGAGGGCGAGUACUCUGCCAUGACGAGGCCCAGCACCCCGCUGCAUCCUCAAGGUGAGCUGACCCGAGUCAGGGUGCAGCUGGACUACGACUCCGGAGAGGUGACCUUCUCCAACCCUAUCAGCAUGACGCCCAUCUACACCUUCGUCGACUUUUUCACUGAGAAGAUGUACCCCUUCUUCUGCCCUGGAGCCAACAUCAACGGGAACAACCCCAACCCGCUUAAGAUCUGCCCCGCCAAGGUGGCUGUGUGGAACAGUGCCACGUGGUGAUUUAAAAAAAAUGUCUCAACCCAUCUGUGUGUAAAAUUAACAUGACAUAAGCAAAGUAAGGAGCACAAGUAU